AUGGUUUAAAGAAAAGGACAAAGAAAAUUUAGAACUUUAUUCUUAAAUAAAAUACAUUUAUUAUAAGUCAUUAAAUUUUUGAAUAUUAAAAUAAGAUAAUAAUAGUUAGGUUAAAAAGAAUAAGAUGAAACAAUUUUUGAACUUAAGGAUGAAUUGUAUAAAACAAAGAAAUAAUUGCAAGUAAAAAACACUGAAGUUAAAUAAUUAAUUGAUUAGGAUAAGGCAUAAGAUGAUAAAAACAUCGAACUAAGUAAAAUUAAUGUAUUGCUUUAAUAACAAUUAAUUUAUAAAGAAUCUUAUUCCUAAUAACAUGAACUGAAGUAAUAGCUAAAUGAAAAGAGCAUUCAACAAGAGAAUCUUUAGUUAAUACAUCUAAUCAAAUUUGAGCUAGUAAUAAUUAAAUUAAUUAGUGGAUGA
Messenger RNA from Paramecium tetraurelia, 417 nucleotides. RefSeq lists its product as uncharacterized. The transcript has a single exon. The record is from RefSeq and is a predicted model, not a curated record. Lineage: Eukaryota; Ciliophora; Oligohymenophorea; Peniculida; Parameciidae.